Messenger RNA from Aspergillus pseudonomiae, 1340 nucleotides. RefSeq lists its product as uncharacterized. The record is from RefSeq and is a predicted model, not a curated record. Bases 65 to 1117 code for a protein of 350 amino acids. Lineage: Eukaryota; Fungi; Ascomycota; Eurotiomycetes; Eurotiales; Aspergillaceae. The transcript has a single exon.
CGACAUGUGAACUUGAACAACCAUCCAAAGCCACAUUGUAUAACCCCAGCAUUAAGACUCCAAAAUGGCCCCCUCAACACCAGAUCAAAUACUAAAUACAUCAUGGACAUUACACCGUCUAUCACCUCUACACCAUGAAAAAGAAUUCCAAUCUCUCCUGGACAACCCAGAAGCUCUAAAAGUCUACGCAAACCGCUUGCGCGACCAACUCACCGGUAACGUGCUAGCCGAAUUUCAGGUUGGCACGAGCGCACCCUCCCCAGAGGAAGACGCGCUCUCCAGAACUGGCGCUCUCAAAAACUGCAGUUGGGAAGCUAUAUCAAGCCUCGCGUUAGAAACUUCCAAUGCUCCCGAGAGCCCAUGUGGAAUCCUCGUGGUACUGGAAUACGAAAACAUCACCUAUAAAGCAGCAUUGCUUGCACCACCAGAGGGAUCCCAUUCGCGUAAAACCUCCACAUAUCUCCCGUUACUGCUGACGCGGUUACCGGGCCCGCUACGACAAACGUUCAUCUCUUUUCUCUCGGCGAACUUUGACACUUACUGUUCUGUUUUUCGCCUCCCUUCGCAGUUCCUAUGUGCCGGGCUUGCGUCUUACGUGGACGCUUUGACACAAGGCCGCGAUAGAGAAUCGGCGGCUUCACAGGCUAUUCUGGAGGAUGUCGUGAAGGAGAUACAGAUUACUGUGUCAUUCUCUACUAAUGUGGCUCCGGAUUUGAGGUCCCUCAAUAUCAAUAUCCCACGAGGCUCUAUCAAGAACUUUUUACCUGCUACUGGGGACUCGAAUCAACCGAGUGGUUCUAUUCUCUCGGGUCUCUCUUCUUACAUUGAGAAGCAUCUGGCGAUGGAUCUGGAUCUGGCUGGCUCAUCAGCUAAGGAUAGUCCGGCAAGAAAACAUGUGCGUAUCAGUAAGAUCGCAUGUAACGGGUUCGUUCUAGGCGCCGAAGGAAAGAUGAAACUCGUUGCGCAGCCUAUCCGAGCUGGGCCUGCUGGUGAUGAUUCGGCUGAGAAUGAUGAUGACGCUCCAAGCGAGAAGAAGCGCCUUGCGUUACGAGCGAGUGAGGUGCUACUUCUCUCUGUCAUUCGCAGGAGCCUUGUCGAGGAGAAUCAAGAAAGUUGAUCAGCAUGGCUUCUAGGUAGAGCAUAUGCCCCUUAUUCUGGUGCUGAUCUAUGGGGUUGCGAGGUGCACAACGUGGACGGCUUACUCUUCACGUUAAUUCUUUGGGGGGGCAGGCAUUGUUGCAGAGAUAAAAAUUCUAUCAGUCAUUUGAUUUAUGGCAUUGACUAACAAGAUUUCAUGCAUGACCCAUGAUACAAGAGCGGUGCUUAAGAUGAGCAAAUUC